Molecule: messenger RNA, 3633 nt
Organism: Durotheca rogersii
Lineage: Eukaryota; Fungi; Ascomycota; Sordariomycetes; Xylariales; Xylariaceae
Product: ARM repeat-containing protein
Exons: 8
Coding region: 473-3103 (876 amino acids)
Biological process (GO): protein import into nucleus
Cellular component (GO): cytoplasm; nucleus
Molecular function (GO): small GTPase binding; nuclear import signal receptor activity
Source: RefSeq, a predicted model, not a curated record
CCUAACGUUAAUUCACCACCGGCCGCGCUUUAAAUUGAACGUAUAGAGAAGGACGAGAAAAAAAAUAAAUAAAGGAAACCCCCAAAACUAAAGCGAAACCUCGGGAGAAAAACACCAAAAAUACUAAGUAAAAGAGGGUCUAUUGUAAAUUGCUUGACAAACAUACCUGCCUGAAGGUUAUUGUGGGUUGCCCGAAAAAAAACAGAGCAGGGCCGCUUCUGGACACACCUAAAGUUUCCCUGCGAGAACCGACCACGAUUUGUCAAUCCGUCUUGCCAUUUACGUGGAGGUUUUCCCACGACUAACCCCCCUUGCCUUGCUGCUUUGAUCUCACAACAGGCAUUUUACCGUACUUGACCUGCCUGCUAUCCUAACGCAACGCGAAAUCCUAGUCUCGAUACUGACGCCCGGCACCCCAGACCCUGUGAACACCAGCUGGAAGAGGACAACUGCCGGUCGCGCAAACGACACCAUGGCUGACAGCAGUGAUAUCAACACUGUCCUCAGCAACUCGCUGUCUCCAGACGCGGCUACGCGUACAGGCGCUGAGCAGCAGCUCUCCCAAGCUGCCCAAACCAAUUUCCCUCUGUACCUAGCCACCCUAGUCCAGUCCCUGGCCGACGAGAGCGCCGAGAGUAACAUCAGAGUUGCAGCAGGCCUUGCUCUGAAGAACGCCUUCACCACCAGGGAAUUCGCCCGACAGCAGGAGCUUCAGGCCAAAUGGCUGCAACAGACAGACCAAGAUACCAAGACCCGAGUCAAGGAACUCGCCCUACAAACUCUUUCGUCAAGCAACUCGCAGGCGGGCCAGGCUGCCGCCCAGGUCAUCGCCUCUGUUGCUGCCAUCGAGCUACCUCGAAGCCAAUGGCCUGAUCUGUUGUCCGUCCUUGUCCAGAAUGUCAGCAGCGGUCAGCCCCACCAGAAGCAGGCUUCCCUGACCUGUAUCGGCUACAUCUGCGAAAGUCAAGAUCCCGAGCUGCGAACCGCGCUCAUAGGGCAUUCUAAUGCCAUCCUCACCGCUGUCGUACAGGGUGCCCGUAAAGAGGAAGCCAACACGGAAGUGCGCCUCUCUGCCAUAUCCGCCCUGGGCGAUUCUCUCGAGUUUGUUGGCAACAACUUUAAGCACGAGGGCGAGAGGAACUACAUUAUGCAGGUUGUCUGCGAAGCCACCCAGGCCGACGACGCGCGGAUACAGCAGGGUGCAUUCGGUUGCCUCAAUCGCAUCAUGGCUCUCUACUACGAGAACAUGCGUUUCUAUAUGGAGAAGGCCCUGUUUGGUCUGACGAUUCUGGGCAUGAAAAACGAUGACGAGGAUGUUGCCAAGCUUGCCGUCGAAUUCUGGAGCACCGUUUGCGAGGAGGAGAUCAACAUCGAGGAAGAUAAUGCUCAGGUCGAUAGCGCCGAUCAGAUGCGCCCGUUCUACAACUUCUCGCGCGUUGCCACCAACGAAGUUGUCCCUACGCUCUUGCAACUUCUGACGAAGCAAGACGAAGACGCUACGGACGACGAAUAUAAUAUCUCGCGUGCUGCCUACCAAUGCCUCCAGCUCUAUGCCCAAGCCGUCGGUCCUAACAUCAUCCCGUCUGUCAUCCAAUUUGUCGAGCAGAACCUGCGAUCCGAUGACUGGCAUUUCCGAGAGGCUGCCGUGGCUGCGUUUGGCGCCAUUAUGGAAGGGCCAGAAGAGAAGACGCUGGAGCCCAUCGUCAAGCAGGCUCUGCCCAUACUGAUUACCAUGAUGGAUGACAAUUCCACCUUUGUCAAGGACUCGACCGCUUACGCCCUCGGUCGUAUCACCGAAGCUUGCUCGACAGCUAUCGAUCCCGACGCUCACCUGGACUCGCUGGUCCGAUCCUUAUUCGCCGGCGUUCACGACUCUAAGAUGGCGGCAUCCUGCUGCUGGGCGCUGAUGAAUCUCGCAGAGCGUUUUUCUGGCGAUUUUGACGCGACUUCGAACCCCCUCACCCGUCACUUCAACCAGAGCGUCCAGACCUUGCUCGCCGUCACGUCGCAUGCCGGCUCCGAAACCUCUGUCCGCACGACUUCGUACGAAGUCUUGAGCGCGUUCGUUCAGCACGCGGCGACCGAGAGCUUCCCAGCAAUCGCUCAGCUCUCUGACGUGAUCAUCACGAGACUCGAAGAGACCAUCCCCAUGCAGAGCCAGGUUGUCAGCAUAGAAGACAAGAUCGCGUUGGAAGAGAUGCAGACGAGCUUGAACACCGUCCUGCAGGCAAUCAUCCAGAGACUUGAAAAGGAGAUAUCACCCCAAGGCGACAGGAUCAUGCACGUCUCCCUACAGAUCCUCAACACGGCCGGCGCCAAGUCUAGCGUCCCCGAGUCCAUCUUUGCUACGAUCAGCGGCCUGGCAAAUGCUAUGGAGGAGGACUUUAGCAAGUACAUGGACGCCUUCACGCCCUUCCUCUACAACGCGCUCGGGAACCAGGAGGAGCCAAGUCUCUGUUCGAUGGCUAUUGGCCUGGUCAGCGACAUUACUCGAUCGAUGGGCGAGCACAGCCAGCCGUACUGUGACAACUUCAUGAACUAUCUCCUGAAUAACCUCCGAAGCACGACCCUGUCCAACCAGUUCAAGCCUGCUAUCCUUCAGUGCUUUGGCGACAUUGCCAACGCGAUCGGCGGUCACUUCGAAGCCUAUCUCUCCGUUGUCGCCCAAGUCUUGCAACAGGCUGCUACUGUCAGCGCUGCGCCGGACGGCUCCUACGAACUCUACGACUAUGUCAUCUCUCUGCGAGAAGGAAUCACGGAUGCGUGGGGAGGUAUCAUCGGUGCCUUAAAGAUGAGCGGCAAGACCCAAACGCUCCAACCAUAUGUGCAGUCCAUCUUCCAACUUCUUAACAUCAUAUCUCAGGACAUGAAUCGGAGCGAGUCCCUCAUGCGAUCUUCCAUGGGUGUCAUCGGCGACCUGGCCGACGCUUUCCCCAAUGGCGAGCUUGUUGAGGCUUUCCGACAGGACUGGGUGACCGCUAUGAUCAAGGAGACGAAGACCAACCGGGAUUUCCAGCCUCGUACUAUUGAGACUGCACGAUGGGCACGCGAGCAGGUCAAGCGCCAGCUCGGCGGCACUGCGUCCGUUAUGCAACAGACUUGAACGCGCCGCUUAGUCGCUCCCGUUGCCAACCCCAUCCGCCCACCCGCGCCCGCCCCCCGCCACGACACCCGAUCCUCCCGACGAACAAGUCCGACUCUAGUCUGGCCUCGUAUACUAAGUUCAGAGGCAAACCCAGCAGCACCCACAUCGCAGCACUCUAGUACCCAGCACCAGCACCAGCACCAGCCCCGAGAUACUCUCCCCUGGCACUCUGCACUUCACAAGACCCCUGUGUAUAUAAUCCCACCCACCCAUUACUCAGUAAUCCCAUACGCCCCUCCCCAAUACACACCCAACGGAAAUGCCCUUCCCAAGCAGCCCUUGCCCAGAUAUUAACCACCCCUUGCUGAGUUUUCCUUCCUGUUGGUCUGCAGAGCCAUAACAGAGAUAUGUCUAGUCCCUUUAGAGAGAAGAUCACGUCAUGUACGCCCCUUUGGAGGGGGGCCACGAAUUCAUGUAAGAAAAGGAGUUUUAAGAGGAUGUUAGUGAGGAGGAAACCCUGAUAGCUGGAUCUGAUGCGUUCCGCAGGG